UUCUCUAAUGGACUCAAUUUAAAAUUACCCCACCCUCUUUUCUCCAUUCCCUCCUAGAUUAUAUUCUUAAUUUUCCCCUUUUUUACAAAUUUCUGUUUCAGUUUCCUUUUUUUCGAUAUUUGAUAUUUUGGUUUUUGGUAUUGAAUAGUAUUUAGUUGUUUGAUGGCGAAAGGCCGGCGGUUGACCACCAGCAGAAGCGAGCGGUUGCUCGGAAGCUUUAGCUAUGGGCACGGCCAAGGGGACACUGCCGUUGACGACGCAGAACUUGGUGAAGAAGAUGUUUGGUCGAUAGUUGAUAACGUCGAAGACCGAGACGCCGCCGCCACUGUCGACAAUUCACGAUGCCAGUGGAGCCCACACGCUGAAGCUGAGAGUAACGGGAACGGAAAUGGAAAUUUGGACGUGAGGGGAAGUCAUGGCCGUCGAAUUCCGCGAGGCGAUCGGCACGUGGGUGGGCUGUCCUUGGCUUUCGAGGAUUCUUCGACGAAACAUAGGAUCGUGCACCAGUUUCGUAGCCAAGAUGGCGUGGCGGCCGCAGAUUCGCCACGUGGGCAUCAUAUGGCCACGUCAGCUCCAGUGAACGUGCCUGACUGGAGUAAGAUUUACAGAGUUAACUCGGUGGAGUGGGUACAAGACUCGGAUGAUGGGCUGGAUGUCGGUGAUUCGGAGAUGGUGCCGCCACACGAAUACUUGGCGCGUGAGUACGCUCGGAGUAAGAAAUCUAGCGGCGCUUCGGUGUUCGAAGGCGUGGGUCGGACCCUCAAGGGCCGGGACCUGAGCCGGGUCAGGGAUGCAGUAUGGAGCCAAACUGGGUUCGAUGGUUAGCCAAUUUGUCAGUCAGUUUGGGGGAAGCCUAAAGCAGCUUAAUUAUGAUUGAUUAAAAAACGACUUCAUCGUAUCAUUUUUGUUAUUUGGGCAAUGUUUCGGCUGAGUCGACACAGAUGAGUCAACUUGGUGGCGAGGGAGCUCAACCAGGAUUUUGUAUUGAGGAGUACUAAAAAUAUAUCUGUUAUUGAAUUGGAAUUUGGAAGAUAAACGCGUGUUGCAAUGUUCAGUGUU
Messenger RNA from Hibiscus syriacus, 1059 nucleotides. RefSeq lists its product as uncharacterized. The transcript has a single exon. NCBI's taxonomy places the organism in Eukaryota, Viridiplantae, Streptophyta, Magnoliopsida, Malvales, Malvaceae. The record is from RefSeq and is a predicted model, not a curated record. The coding region runs from base 163 to 825 and encodes 220 amino acids.